UUGAAAUGAGAGACAUUUCAAUGUUUCUGCAAGAAUAGAUUUCCAUCAAAGGUGAAAUAUUUUUUGCCAAAAUCAAGUGUGAAAGGCAGUUCUGACAAUAAUCUUCUGUCAGCACUACAGAACUGUUUUUUCUUGGCUUCAAAAGUCUUUCAUUCAGGCUAGCUAUCGUGCCGGGGUUUUUUAUGUUUAACUUUUGUGUGAGCGUUUCGAGACGGGCACAGAAGCCGGCUGACUGUUGGUGUAACACGCUGUUCCCUCGUGUUCCGCCGGGGAUUGCUUGACAAAGCGCCAGGUCCUGUGUCAGCAGUGGAGGGGAGCAGAACACGGAUGCAGAAUUAAGUCCUACAGUCAUUGAAGAAUGAGUGAAUUUCAGCCUUCUUGUCAGAAUGGUACACCAGGCUUGUUUAACAGAUCUUGGAGUGGAUGGCACCAUUACCAGGUGAUCGGUGCUGCAGAGACAAUCAUCCUUCCCUCUCUGAUUGGGAUUAUCUGUUCAACAGGCUUAGUUGGAAAUAUCCUCGUUGUGUUCACAAUAAUAAGGUACCUCACUCUUGUCCAGCCGUUUCGUCUAACCCAUCUGAGAACAAGAUAAAAAAUGAUUAGAAUAAAUUUAUGUUUAUGGGUGGCAUCGCUUGUUCUGAUGAUCCCUGUGUGGGUCUACUCAAAACUAAUCAAGUUCAAAGAUGAUUUGGAAAGUUGCAUUUUUGAUUUAACCUCACCUGAUGAUGUUAGAAGAUAUACACUUUAUCUUACUAUAACUACUUUCUUUUUUCCUUUAUCACUGAUUUUUAUUUGCUAUAUUUUAAUUUUAUGUUACGCAUGGGAGAUGUAUCAGCAAAACAAGCAAGCAGGAAGUUACACCGCCAGUAUCAGCAGGCAAAGAAUGUUGAGGCUCACUAAGAUGGUGCUUGCUCUAGUCAGCAUGACUGUGGUAAGUGCUGCCCCAUUCCAUGUGAUCCAGCUCAUGAAUCUUCAGGUUUCUCAGCCAACCCUGACCUUCUACGUGAGCUACUACGUCUCCAUCUGCCUCAGCUAUGCCAGCAGCAGCAUCAGUCCCUUUCUCUACAUCCGGCCUAGUGGGAACUUCCAGAAGUGUCUCUGGCAGUGCACAAAUGUGGAAGUCAGGAUGGUAGAACAGGAUGUCAACGUCAUUCAAAACACCCUCAAGUCAAGUUUUUGA
Molecule: messenger RNA, 1180 nt
Organism: Strigops habroptila (Kakapo)
Lineage: Eukaryota; Metazoa; Chordata; Aves; Psittaciformes; Psittacidae
Gene: MCHR2
Product: melanin concentrating hormone receptor 2
Exons: 6
Biological process (GO): neuropeptide signaling pathway
Cellular component (GO): neuron projection; membrane
Molecular function (GO): G protein-coupled receptor activity; neuropeptide binding
Source: RefSeq, a predicted model, not a curated record